CCCUACGCGAACCAGCCAAGGUAUGCCUCGAUUCAGAGACGAGACUCCUGCAGUGCGCGUUUAUACUGUUUGCGAUGAGUCCAAAUUUUUGAUUGUGAGGAACGUUCCAUCUCUGGGUUGUGGGGAUGAUCUCGCAAAAUUGUUCACCACUUAUGGAGAAGUUGAAGAAUGUAAACCCAUGGAUGCCGAAGACUGCGAACCAUUUACUGAUGUCUACUGGAUCAAGUUCCAAAGGGUAGACAAUGCCAGGUUUGCCAAGAGGAAAUUGGAUGAGUUUGUAUUCCUCGGGAACAGGCUCCAGGUCUCUUAUGCACCUCAAUAUGAGAGCCUAUCUGAUACAAAGGAGAAGUUAGAGGGGAGGAGAAGGGAAGUUCAGACACGAGUAAACUCUCAAAGAACCAAAAGUUCUGCAAUCCCGGGGCCUGGGCCUGAUGCUGCCAGCAACUCUAUAAUCAUUUCAACCUCUUCACAUAUAACCUCUAAACCAUUAGAAAUUAAUCAAAGUCAGUUCAUGGAGCCACAGGAGACCGCUAAUAAUAGAGAUUCCUCUAUUACUAUAGUAUCUUCUAACGAGGAAUAUUUUUCAUCAGAAUCUAUGAAUCAAACUGUUCAGUUGGUUAGGGAAAAACUAAAUAAGAUACAAUCCAGUGCAGAACAACCAGAAGCCGGAACUUCCAAGAAAGCGCGAGUGGACAAUAGGAGGAGAAUUUGACAAGUUUCUGACAAGUGAUGAGAAAAGAAGUUGUUGCUUUAUAAAAGCAUGGUAUAACAUGUUCCAAGAAAUCACUGAAGGACUUUUGUCAUCUAAUGCUGUGGUUGCCAUGAAAGAUAUUUGCUUUGCAAAUCCCUCAAGGGCAAUGGGAAAAUUGAAUGCACACUUAUACAGCUUGUCAUCUAUAUCUUGUGAAUGAAAUAUGUACAAUCAAUCAGGCAUUUUCCAGUUUAUUAUAGAUGUCAAAAUAUCAGCUUAUGUUUAGUUUCUGUUCAAGUCCCAAAUUAAAGGGGCUAUGUACUAAGAAUAAUUAUAUUUUGGAUGUUUGUCACAUUUGUUUAUUUAUAAUAUAUUGUCACAUUUUUUCUUCUCA
This is a messenger RNA of Ipomoea triloba (trilobed morning glory), 1085 nucleotides long. Its product is annotated as RNA-binding protein 48-like. Lineage: Eukaryota; Viridiplantae; Streptophyta; Magnoliopsida; Solanales; Convolvulaceae. Bases 23 to 712 code for a protein of 229 amino acids. Gene Ontology annotation, cellular component: nucleoplasm. Gene Ontology annotation, molecular function: RNA binding. The transcript has 9 exons. The record is from RefSeq and is a predicted model, not a curated record.